AUGACAGAAGCAUUUGGUCAUGAACCUCGGUAUGCAACAUCUCAGUUCACUGCGCAAACCUGUUCUGCCGUGAAUGAGAACUAUCAGCGUAUUCAGUUACCCGAGACUGAUCAAGAUGCCGUUGGGCCAAGAACUUAUAAUCCAGUUCCCAACGAAGAACACAAUGAAUUCAUGUUCCCCGACAUGACCCAUGUUCCUGCUGAAGAUGUGGAGCUGGAAGACUUCUCGCAUGUGGAGCGAGUCCCAGCUGAUAUCACAGAGAAGGUCUUACAAUUUGCGAACGACAUACAAGUCAACUCCAAUUAUCCAAGAUUUAUUCAGUUAAGGAUCCCACCGCCAAGUGUCCUGAAUUCUUGGGUUCAACUUUACUUCGAGCACUUUCAUCCCAUCUUUCCCAUCCUCCAUAAAUCAACUUUUGUUCCGUCGCGCACGAAUCCGUUCCUUGUGUUCGCAGUGGCUGCUCUCGGAUCUCAUUUUUCGAACAUCGACGGGUCGUUCUCUUGCCUCAAAUCGAUGCAUGAAUUGAUACGACGAUACACAGCUUACACUUGUGAAAAAUGGAACCAGAAAAGCAGAGAAUUAUGGAUGACCCAGACGAUUAUCUUAAACCAGCUGGGAUUGAUGUACUCUGGUGAUCGCAGAGCGCUGGAGUUGGCAGAGCUGUUUCAGUCAGUUCCGGUGACUCUAGGUCGACGAAAGAGGCUUUUCUCAAAUGUCCUUCCUCCAGACAAAUUGUCCUCGAUGCUAUUGCCUAUUGACAGCGAGUGGCAGCUCUGGGUAUUGGAUGAGCAGCGUCGGCGGGCAGGAUUCGCCAUUUGGCUCAUUGAUUUAGCUUAUGACCACGAUUUUGAUCUAUCCCACACCAUCAGGCCAGAAGAGUUACAAAAUUGCUUGCCCCAGCUGGAAUCUCGUUGGGAUGCACCUAACGGCCAAAGCUGGGCCAGCUUUGCGAGCGGCAAUGCCAAGCAUCAGACUCUCUGUCAGGUGGCUGCAAGUUCCAGUUGGAGAGCAAGCUGGGUUCAGACCGGUACCCUUGGGAAGCAGGCCAUUCUUCAAUAUCUGGCAUACGUUGUGGACGCUAGAUGGCAGUCGGCCGGUAUUCCUGGGUUCUCAGCAGACGAUAGGAGGACUGCUGCGAGGACGCUCGAGGAACUUCUCGCCCAAAUAGAGGACGGAUGUGACACACACUCAGUCUCCGAGUUGAAAGCCGCCAUUGUCCAUAGGAUCAUGGCUAUGACUGCACUGAUGAACUUUCAUGCGCCGGUCUCCAAUCUUCUAUCCGUGGCUUUCAAAAUUAUAUACGGAAAAUUACAGAAGGGCUUCUGGGAAGGGAUGGCGGAUCAAUGGGCAAAGUUUCCCAAUCAAGGACGUACAGGGGUGCUCUUUGCUGCCCGUACCCUUAAAACAGUCGGGUCCAGUCGUUGUACCCAUUUCAGUACGCCAGUCUCUCUCUUGAGGGCAGUACUGCUUCUUUGGCUUUAUUCUACGAUUUCUGAUCGGCUGAGAAGACUUUUUCCAGCUCAGUUGCCUAUCCCUUCGGUGGUACUAGACCUGAAUGCUUUGGACUCUGUUGAGUUGCGCAACUGGAUUGAGAACGGUUCCAGUUGUGUCAAGCUUCCAGGAUGCGGCAAUAUUAUGACGAUAAAAGGGAGAUCGAAGAUGCUGAGUGAAUCUGUUUCGGUUAUGAAAUCUCUCAAUGCAUGGGGAAUUAACAGCAUGUAUGCGCAACUAUUGACCCGACUACAAGAAACAGAUAGCCCACAGGAAUAG
Penicillium canescens is the source of this 1770-nucleotide messenger RNA. Its product is annotated as transcription factor domain-containing protein. The transcript has 4 exons. Gene Ontology annotation, cellular component: chromatin. The record is from RefSeq and is a predicted model, not a curated record. Gene Ontology annotation, biological process: regulation of transcription by RNA polymerase II; DNA-templated transcription. Lineage: Eukaryota; Fungi; Ascomycota; Eurotiomycetes; Eurotiales; Aspergillaceae. Gene Ontology annotation, molecular function: RNA polymerase II cis-regulatory region sequence-specific DNA binding; zinc ion binding; DNA-binding transcription factor activity, RNA polymerase II-specific. The coding region runs from base 1 to 1770 and encodes 589 amino acids.